Vespula pensylvanica (western yellowjacket) is the source of this 1891-nucleotide messenger RNA. RefSeq names its product neuronal membrane glycoprotein M6-a (gene M6). The transcript is spliced from 5 exons. Gene Ontology annotation, cellular component: plasma membrane. Bases 628 to 1605 code for a protein of 325 amino acids. NCBI's taxonomy places the organism in Eukaryota, Metazoa, Arthropoda, Insecta, Hymenoptera, Vespidae. Gene Ontology annotation, biological process: neuron projection development. The record is from RefSeq and is a predicted model, not a curated record.
AUGUAGGAUCAAGAUCUAAACAAAAAAGAAGAAAAAAAAGAAAAAGGAAGAAAACAUCAUAUCAUUUUAAAUUCGCGAAUUUAUCAUGUUAUGUAGUUUAUACAUGUGUAUAUAAACUAUUUUCAUAAAAUUAGAAAUAUGUAUACAAAAAGUUUUUUUUACAAUCAAAAAUAAACGUACAGGUGGUCGUCGUUGUCGUCGUCAUCGUCAUCGGAUGUAGUUGUAAACGAUUGUCGAACAAAAGACGAACUGUCAGAAUCAAAAAAUUUACUUGACGAAGUAAAUAAGAUAACGUGACGUGUUAAAGGUCAAUUAGAAAGACGAGUGGGAUGUCAUUCACUAAAAUAGGCGUUCACCAUUUUAUCGAGAUCUCAAUUAAGGUUCCGAGUUUGUAAUCUUGGGAAUAAGAACGAUCCUAACCUCUUUGUAUCGUUGUUAAUAUGGGUAAGUAUUUGCAAUAUGUUAUCUUUAAAUUGAUAUAUAUAUACAUAUAAAAUAUAUUAUUUCCCGAUAUUUCGUUCAGUUCGAACGUUUUCGUCGUACUGAAAUCGAUAAAGUCUGAAGCUGCGUGAAAUGUACUUUUUUCUAAUCUUAUCUAUGAGUAAGGCUUGAAAGAUUGACUCAUUGAUGAUCAGUCAUACGUUUUAUAGUUGUAAUAUAGACAUUGGAUUAGGUUAUUUUUCGAUCAUGUCGGAAAACAGAAUAAACGAGACCGCUGAGUUUUUACCAUUGCGUAGAAAUUUUCUAAGCGAUGUAAGUUUAGGCAGGUUUUCAGAACGUAGUUUGCAUGAAACUUAUUUAGAAAAUAAAUCUCGUCGGAACAUGUGCAAUGAUUGUAUGGCCAGAGUGCCUUAUGCAACUCUAAUAGCAACUAUUAUGUGUUGUUUAGGAGUUGGCAUAUUUUGCGGCACUAUGUAUAGAGGUGUUACGAUAUGUUCUCUUAUGAUGGAUCAGGUAUUUCAUUUAAGACUUGGUUGGCUGGAAGCGUUACAAUUGGUUCUUGCUAUAAUAGGAGCUAGCAUGGCUGCUUUAGGCUUUAUGAUUUUAUGCGUUGGUUGUCUUGCGACAGGUGCAACCAGACAUAAAGUAUAUAGAGCAUGGAGAUCUAGAGUAGGAGGUCGUAUUUCUUGUGCUGUUUUUAUGACUAUUACAUAUGUAUCGCAAUUGAUCUGGCUUGUAAUAUUUGCAAUUUUAGUUGUAAUCACACUGUUGUUUACUAUAUUUUGGGGAUUGUGCAGUAAUCCUCGUGUUCAGUCUCUUGAUCAAUGCAUCGAUUUUACUCAAUUCAAUUUUCUAUUCCCAAAUAAUACAAGAGUAGAAGAUAUGAAAGUGUGCGGAUCUCAAGAAGUGAAACUCUUUUGUAAAGAUUUUGUUCAAAAUGCAGAAGUGAUGUUUAUUUUAGCAACGGUUGCUGCUAUACUAGCUAUUUUAAGUUUAACACAUUAUCUCAUGUGUUUAUCUGCCAAUUACGCACACAUUCGUGAUCAUGAAAAAUUCCAAGAAUUGCAAGAACUCCAAUAUCUUCAAGAUCCUGGCGAUCCAGAUUCUCCACAACCUGGAAUGGGAACUUUAAGCUCUCAUCAUCACGCUAAGGAUAGAUUUUAGGAUACAGCCCGCGAGAUCUUCGCUAUGAAUCCAUUAUAACGUUGACUGCUUCUAUCUAUAGAAGCUAUGAAAAUUCAGAACUGGAUAGAUAUACAACUGGAUCGACAACUUUGUUCUAUUAAUCUUUCAUUGUACCUAUUACUCAGUAUUCUACUUAUCGAAUAUUAGUUGCAGUAGUUUACUGAUUCAGAGGAUCUUGCGGGAACACUCUAUGCCGUCCAUUAUCUGCGACUGUCUUGUAAGCAUUUUUUACAUUCUUUACGUUUUUUUUUUUUAUAUCGUUUAA